CCGGUGUCGCUGUUGCUGAUUAAUCGGCCUCCCCUGGUGUCCCACCCACCGCCCGAGACUCUUAUUUCUCCCAGGUUGAUGGAGCUGGGGAAGCCGACCCGAUUCGAAGUUGGAGAAUCGAACCUCCCGUCAGAACCGUUUUUCUUUACCCUGCAGGCCGCCGAUCCACUUUCUGACAGUUUUACUUCUUUUAACUUUGUAGUGGUUUCUCUUCUUUACGGUCCCGUAUCCUUGGCAACACGACCAACUGUCCUGCGAAGUUUGGAUCAAGUGUUUCGCCAGACUCCACCUCCACCGGCCCGAACCCGAACCAUUUCCGCGGGACAGACGGCGCGCGUGGGAACUUUACAACAUUUGAAAACUUUUAACGGAAACGCACGGCGCGAGACAAUAGUGUGAAAGGGGAGCUGGAGCGGGAGGGGGGUUCGAUGUCUCGCGGGGCUUUGUCCCGGACACCCGCCUUGAGCCCGGAGGGGACGCCAACUGAUCGAUCAGAGGAUUGAUGAUUGAGCGCGCGGGCUGAGCGACAUGGACGCGACCGUGUCGGAGCUGCUGUCCGCCUUCAUGGACUCUCCGCUCGUGCUGUGGGUGCGGUCUCUGGGCCCGUUGGGUUCAUGUGACGGCGUGGGUUUAGAGGAGCCGGUCGGCAUGUUCAUGGAGCUGGUGGACGGCGUCUUCCUGCACAAGAUCCUGACCCACAUUGACCCGAGUCCCACCAACCAGAGGCUGAACAAGAACGUGAACAACGACAUGUCACUGCGCCUCCACAACCUGACCGUCCUCACCAGACACAUUAAGACCUACUACCAGGAGACCCUGCAGCAGCUAAUAGUCAUGCCCCUUCCCAACAUCCUUUGCAUCGCCAAGGAUCCAUUAUCAGCCAAGAGCAUGGAGGAACUGAGGAGGCUUCUGCUGCUCUUACUGGGCUGUGCUGUUCAGUGUGAGCGGAAGCAGGAGAUGAUCGACAAGAUCAAACUGCUGGACAUCCAGACUCAAGCGGCCAUCGUCUCCCACAUCCAAGAGGUGACCCAUAACCAGAUGAACGUCCUGGACCUGUCCUGGCUGGAGGAGGGGGCAGAGCUGGGUCCAGAAGAGCUGCAGCCGCUGUCCCGCACCAUGGCAGCCUCUUUGCAGCAGCUCAUCGAGCAGCGAGACAAAGCUGCUGAGAUCAUUGUGGAUCUCACUCAGGAGAGGGACUACCUUUCCAGCCAGCAGCCCCAGGAUGGACGCAGGAGUGGCGCAGAGCGGGGGCUGCAGCCUGGGGGCGCGGGAACCACCGGUGGAGGAUCUGAGCUGAUCACUGAGGAAAAGCAGCAUCUGUCUGUAGAGUUGGCAGACGCCAAGGCCAAGCUGCGCAGAUACAGACAAGACCUGGAGGAAAAGACGGAGCAGCUGAUGGAUUCAAAACACGAGGCGGAGCGUCUGGAUCAGGAGCUGCAGAGGCUGAAACAAGAGAACCAGCUCCUGGCCGGCGAGGCUCGGUCCAUGCGAGCGUACCGUGACGAGGUGGACUCGCUGAGGGAGCGAGCGGCCCGCGUGGACCGUCUGGAGGCGGAGCUUAGUCGAUGUAAGGAGAAGCUCCACGAUGUGCAUUUCUACAAGAGCAGGGUGGAGGAGCUCCGGGAGGACAACAUGACUCUGCUCGAGACUAAGGUGCUGCUGGAGGAACAGUUGACUUCCUCCAGGGAACGCUGUGAUAAACUGCACACUUUGGAGAAGGACAACCUGCUGCUGCAAGCUAAGAUCAACGACCUGGAGAUGGAGAGAGACAGUGAGCGGCGCAGGCUGGAGGAGCUGCUGGAGGAGAACAUGCUGCUGGAGAUCGGACAGAAGCAGAGCAUGACCGAGUCGGCCCAUCUGGGCUGGGAGCUGGAGCAGCUCUCCAAGAACCACGAUCACAGCGACACGGAGACCCGCAAGUCUCUGGUCCAGGAGCUGAACGAGUGCGUCUCCAGCCGCAUGCUGAAGCUGGAGAAGGAGAACCGGGAGCUGCAGGCCUCUAUCGAGAGGCUGAAGGAGGAGAAUCAUAACCUGCAGGAGCAGCAGCUGCACAUGCAGAAGCUCGAGCGAGAGAAACAGAGUCUCAGCAACAAGCUGGAGCGUCUGCAGGGAUUACUGGACCAGGAGAGGCUGACCAAUCAGGACAUGGAGUCGCUGGGGGAGGAGCUUCUGAAGGAGAAGCAGAGUCUAGAGCGGGAAAUGCACGCUCUGCGGGUGGAGAAGGACCAACAGAUUGUGGAGCUGGAGAGUGAGAAGCAGCACCUGUCAGAGGCGGUGGCCUCCCUUCAGGAGCGAGCUCAGUCCAACAGCGAGGCGAGGGUUCGUGAGGUGGAAACGGAGAACCGCCUGCUGCACCAGAGCAUCACCGACACCAGCUCUCGCCUGACCAGCUUAGAAACGCAGCUGAAGGUCGUGAGCGAGGAGGCGGAGAGGUUGAGGGAGCUGGCAGGGAGAUGCGAGGAGGCGGAGAGGGAGGUGUCCCGCUUGGAGAGGAGCAGGGAGGCUCUGAACAGAGAGGUCGAGUCUCUUCGUACGUGCAGCGAGCACUCGGAGGCUCUGGAGAAGCAGGUGACCUCCCUGGAGCAGGAGGUGCACAGACUGAAACGGGAAGCAGAGGUGGCGCAGGAGGAGCUGCAGCAGCAGUCCAAACAGCUGGCAGGAAACAGCCUGCUGUCAAAGGAAAACCUGGAACUCCGCUGCUCCUUGGAAAACCUGCGGUCCUCCUCCAGCCUCCUGCCUACACUCCAGGAGGAGCUGAAAAAGGCUCACACAGAGACCCAGGAGGAGCAGAGAGCCGCCGAAAAGGCUAGAGAGGAGGCGCAGGGGGAGAGGAAGAGGGCAGAGAGGCUGGAACUGAACCUCUCAGGCCUGAACCAGGAGAAACACCGCUUAGAGGAGGAGCUGGAGAGGAGCAAAGAGGAGAGGGCCGAGCUGGAGGCAAAGAUUAAGGAGACGCAGAGUAGAGAGGAGGAAUCAAGGAAAGAGGUCAACGAGCUAAAGGAGGAGCUCAGAAGAAAGGAGGAGCAAGAGGAAGAGAGGAAGAAGCUGCAGCUGGACCUGGAGCAGUCGGAGAAAAGCAGGAAGCUCCUGGAGAAGGAGAGCUGGAGGAUCCGCACAGCGCUGGAGGACAAGGAGGCGGAGCUGGAGGAGAAAGCCAGCAGGUUGGCUGUGGUGAUGAAGGAGUGCGGCGCCCUGAGGACGGACGUGGACAGGCUGAAGGGGGGCGCAGCCAAAGCCAAGGAGCUGGAGAAGGAGAACAAGGAGCUGCAGAAACAAGCCACCAUCGACAAGAGGACUCUGGCCACUCUGAGAGAGGACCUGGUGUCAGAGAAGCUGAACGUUCAGCAAAAGAACGUGGAGUUGGAGAAGCUGAACGAAGAGCUGGAGAAAAUCGGCCUGAACACAGAAAAACUGCUGCAGAACGAGCUUUUGCAGGAUGACAACAGGUACAGGCUGCUGCAGAGCCGUCUGGAGGAAACGGUCCAACAGACCAUCAAGUUGAAGGAAGAGAAAAUUUCCAAUUUGGAAAAGAAGCUCGAAGACAGCGGCAGACUGAUCGCUGCUCUGCAGGGAAAGCUGUCCACGGCUCAGGAGUCCUCCCUGGGUCAGCAGCAGGGGGAGGGACAGAAAACGCUGCAGCGCACAGGCGAGGAGCGGGACUCCACGGCCGAGCUGCUGCGGACCAAAGAUCACCUCAUCAACGUGGAAAAGAAGAACGCCUCUCUGCAGACAGAGAGCAGCUUACUGAAGGAGCAGCUCAAGCAGAUGGAGAACCAGAACUCGUCCCUGAACAGCCAGAUGGCGGCGCUGCAGCGACACACCAGCACGCUGCAGGAGCAGAACUCGGCUCUGCACACUCAGACGGCAAAACUACAGGUGGAGAACUCCACCAUCUCCUCCCAGAGUGCCUCUCUCAUGGCCCAGAAUGCCGUGCUGCAGGGUCAGGUCAGCGCUCUGGAGACGGAGGUGGAGUCCUGGCAGCGGCAGCGCGAGGAGGCAUGGCGGGCUCGAGAGAGCGUGCUGAGCGAUCACGAGCGGCUGCUGAGCGUGCACGAGAGGCAAGCGCACGAGUACGAGCAGCUGAUCAGCCAGCACGCUGCACUGAAGGGCAAGCAGAGGGCGCUAGAGAGCGAACAACGGACACUGCAGAGCAAGUACUGUGGACUGCUGCAGCUGAAAGAGAAGUGGGAGGAGCAGGAGGGGCACGGCCAGAAAGCAAAGGAGGAGCUGAAGCAGGAGGUCCAGAAAAACCAUCUGCUGCAGCAUGAGAACCUGCAGCUGAAAGCAGAAGUGGACAGACUGACAGCGAACCAAUCCCAGCACACGGUGCAGAACGAGGGCCUCCAUCAGCGCGUUAACGAACUGAAGAGCUCGCUCAGCUCCGCCCAGCUGGAUGUGAGUCAGUGGAUGGCACGCUACGACACCCUGAUGGAGCAGCACCAGGGUCUGGACCUGACCAUGACCAAGCUGGACAACCACUGUGAGCUGCUGAGUCGACUGAAGGGAAACCUGGAGGAGGAGAACCACCACCUGCUGAACCAGAUCAACCUGCUCAGUCAGCAGAACCACACUCUCCUGGAGAGGAGCAUGGAGAGCAAGGAGCUGUUCCACCAGGAGCAGAAGCUGUACAUAGACAAACUGAAUUCCCUUCGUCGUCAAAAAGAGAAACUGGAAGAGAAGAUCAUGGACCAGUACAAGUUCUACGACCCCACGCCCAAGAAGAGUCGUCAGUGGUCCGGAGCCAAAGCCUUAGCCAAACUGAUCAAACCUCGAAAGGAGAGCAGCCGAGAGCGGGGAGGUGACCGAGACAAGGCGCCCAACAGGGAGAGGGAGGGUGCAAGGAGCGUCCCAGAUAUCCCCCUGCCCGCCACACCCCCCCUCCUCCCGCCUGAGACCCCGCCCCCUAUUUCCCUAAGGACUGGGAGUGACUCACAGGGCGGCAGUAACCAUAGCAACCACAGCAUGAGUUCCCGGCCAGCCUCCACCCUCACACCCAUCAGCAGAGAUUUGACCGACAGGAGCCAGAGCCUCUAUCACAGCAGCACCCCCAGGAGCAGCAAUGAGAGCGUCAACGGAGACGAAGCUCUGAUCCAGCGUAUGCACCUAAGCUCCACCCCCGCCCCCCAGACAUCCUCUCAGAGCUUCAGCAGUACCUCCAGACCGGGACAAGGCUCCUCUCGCAGGCCCAGAGGUCUGUCUGAAGAAGACCUGCGCCACGACACUCCUGACUGUGUCUUCAGCCCCAAAGGAUACCUGGGGGGCGGGCCCGGAUCGGCAGACUUCAGCCACAACACGUCCAGCUCGGAGUCGCCGGUCGCCUGCAGAGACACGUCAGACCGGCCGCCUCGCUCCGCCAGCCUCUCCAGUGAUGAUUUCUCGGGACACUCGCAGACCCCGUCCCGCAGCUCCACCCUCCCAUACGACCACACGCCGCAGAGAGCCCAGCCACAGCGCGGGGGCGGGCCUCGGCCCAGAGCACGCACAUCGUCUCCUGGGAGUGAAAUGGUGACACUGGAGGAGUUUCUGCAUGAGAGCAACCUGCAGUCUCCUCCUGUGGUCUCCACAGGAAGCAGAGAGGACUUGAUGGUGGACUACUUCAGUAGAAGCUCCUCCUCCUCGGUGGCCGCUGGCAAAGAUCAGGCAACUCCUACCAACUAUGUGGUUCCCACUGUACAGCCAUCCAAUCAGAGGCCAGGCCAGAGUGUAAAGCCCUCCCCUCGACAGCCGGCGGGCCAAUCCCUCCCCUCGAACCCGCCUGCCCCCCAGAGGAGCAGCCAAUCCCUGAGCCGAGCCUUCAGCUUGGCUUCUGCUGAUCUGCUGCGCUGCAACCGCCCAGAUGGUUACCGAGGAAACGAUUCCUCCCCUCACGAAGCUGUGGUGCGGCGGCCAGAGAGAGGGCCCAACGGACGGGAACGCCCGCUUUCCGCCCGUUACGCCUCCCCGUCGAGCCUUCAGGAGGACGACGGCUUCCUGACCCCCCCACUGCACCACUCCCCCUCCCUGACCCUGCAGACGGACAGGUACACCGAGAGGGAGCGCAACAGCAGGGGGAGGACCCCGACCUCCCGGAACGGCGCCUCCUCCCAGUACCACCACCGCGGGGAGGUCGCCAUGGUAACCCCGGUCAGAGCUGUGUCCACGUCUCACUCCAUUCAAGCUUCAGAGCCGGGCCCCCUCCAGAGAGAGGGCCGGGCGGGGGACGCCCCACACUCUAAGGACAGGUGUGGCUCCGUAGAGCGACCCAAGAGCACGCCGGCCUCCCCCGACCCCAACGAUGACCCCCAGACUGUGUGGUACGAAUACGGAUGUGUCUAAAACCUGGAGUGAAAACACACCCGUAGGCCUGAGAAAACCUCUGUGUGGUCAGAGACACACGCCACAUUCCCAACACUGAACGCUGACUCACUGCUGACUCGGCGCUUCUUCCCAUCCGGACACUAAGAGAGGACGGUUUUCCCUUUUUUUUCCCCUCUUGAUCCGUUAGGAGCAAACACUGGAAAAGACUGUAGGAGCGGGAGAAGGAGGAGGGAGAGCAAAAGAGGUAAUUACAAACCUCCUCCCUCCAUCUUUAGACUCCGACACUCUGACGGUUUACUGGAAGACGCCGCUCCAGCCGAGCCAAACACUACCGUCACGUGCACGAGGCUCAGUCCCCCGAGGGCGGCUGGUGGCUUUUAUAACCACCGGGCCGCAUUUUGCUCAUCUGUGAGGAAACCACUGCUGCACACUAACCUGACCUGGCACCAUUUGGGAUUAUUUGAAUUUAAGACAUUCAGAUGCAACCAGAGAGAUGUGGCCCCGCCCCCUAGAGUUUCAUAACUGCAGCCUUUUAACCCUUCAACACCAGAGCUCCAGUUUUUAUGUUCUUUAACAAUUGUUAGCACAAUAAACGUCAUUCCAGUAGAUUUUAAAGGAGAAAAGCGGAGGAGAGCCGCUUUUCUCUUUUAAAAUCUACUGGAAUGAUGUUGAUCGUGUUAACGCUUGAAAAAGGUACAAUACCUUUUGUGUCACUCAGACUGCCCCGCCCCCCCGGGCUCCAUCUUUCAGCUGCUCUAAGGUGUGAGGAUGAAUUUGUAAAAUUUGGAGCCUGAACUCUAUGCAACACUGGAGGUCCGUCAGGAGUUCAUCUCAAGUAAAUUAUUUUACCUGUAACUUUUGUACAUUUUUUUUACAUUUUAUGAACUGCUCUUGUGAUUUUAAAGACUUUUUGAUACCAAAAACUGACAAACGUGCUGUUUGUGUUGAUUAACACCUGCUUUGUCUGUCCGUCUCUGAGAAAGUGUGGAGGAUGCAGGAGGUUCUUGCUGUUCGACUGUCUGCUUUGCUGUGAUGAGUCCAGUUCGUGUCUGAAAGGCUGCUAGUUUGAUUCUGCUGAGAAAAGCUUUAUAGUAAUAAAGAUUUUAAAACUUUGAA
This is a messenger RNA of Oryzias melastigma (Indian medaka), 7413 nucleotides long. It is a transcript of the gene ccdc88c, whose product is annotated as coiled-coil domain containing 88C. Gene Ontology annotation, molecular function: microtubule binding; dynein light intermediate chain binding. The coding region runs from base 529 to 6315 and encodes 1928 amino acids. Gene Ontology annotation, biological process: cytoplasmic microtubule organization; cytoskeleton-dependent intracellular transport. Lineage: Eukaryota; Metazoa; Chordata; Actinopteri; Beloniformes; Adrianichthyidae. The transcript has 31 exons. Gene Ontology annotation, cellular component: cytoplasm; centrosome. The record is from RefSeq and is a predicted model, not a curated record.